Neltuma alba is the source of this 491-nucleotide messenger RNA. RefSeq lists its product as uncharacterized. Lineage: Eukaryota; Viridiplantae; Streptophyta; Magnoliopsida; Fabales; Fabaceae. Bases 95 to 379 code for a protein of 94 amino acids. The transcript has 2 exons. The record is from RefSeq and is a predicted model, not a curated record.
AACACAGACGUGUCUGGCGCAUCCUUUUCCGAAGUUGCUUGCUUAUGAUUCUUCUGGGUGCCUCUAAUUUCUAGAGCUCCGAAAACAGUAAACCAUGAAAGAGAUCGGUUCUUCAUCCCCAGCGUCGACGAUGAACUCAGAGCGAAAGCACAAGACGACUUCGUUCGGGUCUCGCCUGAAGAAAAACUGCUUACUUGUCGUAGCUUCUUUGCAGGAAGGCCUUACAUAUGUAAAAGCCUUCUUCAUCGGUCAGACAAAGAUGAUAAAGGCGAGAAAUGAGGAGGAAGCAUCCGUAGCGGAGCUUGAGACUGAGAAGAUGCAGGUUGCGGCGGCUGACGCUGCGGAAGCGACCAAAACCAAGCUCAAUAAAUCAUUGUAAUUUUUCGUACAAUAAAGCCUCCGUCCUUUCUAUUCGUCGUUAGCGGAAAAAAAAUGCGGAAAGUUCCCCUGAUUUAAUUCUGUUUUUAGUUGCGAAUCUUUUUAGUUGCCCC